This is a messenger RNA of Formica exsecta, 3580 nucleotides long. Its product is annotated as histone demethylase UTY-like. The record is from RefSeq and is a predicted model, not a curated record. Lineage: Eukaryota; Metazoa; Arthropoda; Insecta; Hymenoptera; Formicidae. Gene Ontology annotation, cellular component: MLL3/4 complex. The coding region runs from base 1248 to 2786 and encodes 512 amino acids. The transcript is spliced from 4 exons. Gene Ontology annotation, biological process: regulation of gene expression. Gene Ontology annotation, molecular function: RNA polymerase II cis-regulatory region sequence-specific DNA binding; histone H3K27me2/H3K27me3 demethylase activity; chromatin DNA binding.
AACAUUGUCUAAGUAAUCUCCUAGAGAUAAAUGUAUGUGAUUGAAAAUAUUUAAUUUGACACAUAUUCCAUUUCUCAGAAUAUAAAGCUGAAAAGAAUGAGAUUUUUAUUAUUAAUAAUAAAGAAAUUAAAUUUAUUCAUUAUGUUGAUAUAGUUUUCUUGAAAAUAAGAAGAAAAGAGUAUGUAAUUUUUUUUACUGAUUGCACCAAAAGAUUAGAUACUCUAGAUUUUUUCACUAAAUACUUUUCAAAUAAUUUCUUAUUUCAUCAUGUAAAAAUUUCAUCUUUCCAUAGAAUUUUCCAAGAAUGUAUUUCUUGCAAAGAAAAGAUAUUUCACUCUUUAAUCAUAAAUAAAAUGACAAAAAUAGUAUAUUAAAUAUGAUGCUGUAUACAUCAACUUUUAUAAAGAGUGUCCAAAAUUGAAAAUAGAAUACAAAGUAGAGAAAUAUGGUUUUAAAAAUGAAGAAUUUGAUUUUGUUAUUUAUUUGCACUCCUUAAUUUAUAUAAAAUCUUUGUUUUCAACUGCUACUUAUACUAUUAAACAUUACUAUUAGUGCCAUAACAUUUUUGUAAAAGAAAAAUUAUUUCCAAAUUGACCAAAAAAUAUUAUACUCUAUUUCUCUAUUAAGCACUACUGUAGUAAUGACAUGACACUUUGUAUAGUACUGCAGAUUUAAUAGAUGAGUUAUAUAAGCAGAGUGACAUCCCAUUCAGCUUCCUAUAUUUGUUCAAAAUGAAAUUAUAAAGAUGAUUUUUUCUUGUGAAAAAUAUGAUACUUGGCGUCGCGACGCUACCGCGUCGCUUGAUAAAGAGAGAGAACAUAAAUGAAUUUUUUGAAUCGUGUUUUUUUUGUUUUCUUAAGAAAAUAAAAAUUAUGAAUAUAAAAGCGACAUUUGGUAGUUAUAUCUAGUCAAAUAUAUUGUAUACUUUGACAAAGAAAAAAAACAUUUUAAACAUUUACUUCAUAACAAUAAGUAGAUAUGUUUUUGUCAGACAGGCAUUAUUAUUCAACAAAUAAACAUACCGAUUAUCGUUUACCUAUAAUACAAAUAAGAUUGCCAACGGAAUAAUAAAGACGUUAUCCAUCGAGUUACAGAUAGUCAACAAGGGAAAAACAUUAUUUGUCUUAUGUUUCUUCUAUUCAUCAUACCCUUCUUAUUACCUUGCUUUUUGAUUUUAUCUUCCAACAGAUCCAGUAUUAAAUUUGCUAACAAUCAGAUCAGUCACAAUUGAUUCGUAUAACAUAAUAAUGAAGGACAUUGAAUGGCUACGAGUACCGGAAUUAAAUAUCGAAGCCGAUGCCAAGACGAUCAUAGAGGUGUGUAAGGAUAAAGGACUGAAUAGCGUACCGAAAUUCUCGUUACUGAGCGUUUGUCAGCGGGAACCGCCGAACCCGCCCAAUCAACGAUUAACAAAAGAACAACUAUCGCCGGUUAUACCGUACAAACAACUAACCAGUAGAAAUGAAGCAUUCAAUCCAGAAAUACGAGAGUUGUGUCUGAAACACCCAAUCUUUGUGAUACGCGACCUUGUCGCAACUCUCAAUUUUGACGUGGAUCUUUUUACAACUAAGACUUUAAUUGAUACGAAUCCGAGUGGCAGUAUCGAGGUGCGCUCGCAGAUGAAGCAAACUAGUGUGGAAAACUGGAAUCCAGAACAUAGUCGGAUGGUCUGGAAAUGCCAUAGUCAUCGAACCUACUCGACGAUCGCCCAGUAUGCGAGUUAUCAAAACAGGAAAAUUCUGGAGAGCAUGAACAAAGAGAAAGAGAACAUACAAAACAACGAAACGACUUCCAGUCAGUCAAACUUGGACUCGAAAAAGACCGAUCAAAAGACGAUUAAUGAGGAAAAGAAACUACUCUUCGGCACCAACGUGGAUUUAUCAAACAUAAAAAUAUGGAAACGGCAACUGGAGGAGCUAAAGAAGCUGCCAUCCUUAUUUCAGGUGGGAUCGGAUGACAAUAUGCUCAACUAUGUGGGUCACGAUAUCUUGGGAAUGAACACUGUGCAAUUAUAUAUAAAGGUACCUGGUUGCAGAACACCUGGUCAUCAAGAGAACAAUAACUUCUGCUCGGUUAAUAUCAACAUCGGACCGGGCGACUGCGAAUGGUUCGCGGUACCAUAUGAAUAUUGGGGUGCAAUAUGCUCGCUUUGUGAGCGUAACGGCGUCGAUUAUCUGCACGGUAGUUGGUGGCCGCCAACUUUGGAGCAGUUAUACAGGGAAAAUAUUCCGGUAUACAGAUUCUAUCAGAAAGCAGGCCAUUUGGUAUGGGUGAACGUCGGCUGCGUACACUGGGUAUACGCGAAAGGCUUUUGUAAUAACAUUGCGUGGAACGUUGGACCAUUCACUGCCAAACAGUACCAAGCCGCCAUCGAGCGUUAUGAAUGGAACAAGUUACGGAAAUUUCAAUCGAUCGUACCGAUGGUGCAUCUAUCUUGGAACCUGGCAUGUAAUAACAAAGUGUCAGAUAUGCAACUACACCAAAUGAUCAAAAAUUGCUUGUUGCUGACGAUGAGACAACAUUAUUUAACAUUGGAGUUUGUGAAAAACAAAAGUAUUAAAAUUGAAUCUAUUGAAUGUGACUUGAAGAAUACGCCCUAUUGUGAAAAGUGCAUGGUUGAGGUAUUUGGCAUUUUGAUUGUUCGUUCGAAAGCGAGACGCAAUGUGCCAUAUUGCUUAGAUUGCGCACUUAAACUUUCUCCUAUAUUAGAAGGAUUUAUCUGCGUGGAAGAGAAUAACCUACACAAUGUAAUAAACAUUUAUGAUAACUUUGCUCGAAAACAGUAGUGCCGCAUCCAUUUGUUCUAAACUAUUGAAACUACUGUUAAUUAAAGAUUACUUAUAUUAUAUAUAUAUAUAUUAAAAUAUACUUUUGUUUUAUUUAGAAAAUUCUAAAAGUUUAUAAAAAUUAUAUUGAGAAGUAUAAAUGAAAAAAUAAUUUAAAUAACAAAAAAUUAAUUAAUUUUAUCUUGUAUAUAUAUAUCAGAGAGAUUUUAAAUUUUUUGAAAAGAUUUGUGAAACUGAAAUGGUUAAUAUAUAUUAUGAUAAUUAAUGAGAACAAUUACGAUCAUUUACGAGAACGAUUUUGGUUCUUAAUGGAUUUUCUUGGAUUAUAUGUAAAACAAUGAUUUGAAGAUAUUUUCAGUAAUGUGAAAGAUUUAUUAUUGCGAAUUAAUAUUAGUAUAUGUGAAUAUUGAAUAAAUAAAAAUAAUUUGGAAAAGAAUAAUAAUAACAAUAUAGAAAAUCAAGAUAUAAUAACAAAAUAAUUGCGUCUUUGAUAAAUAAUUUGUAAAAUUCCCAGAUAACAGAAGUAGUCAUUUUGAUGUUAUUUUGACGUCAAAUUAAGUCAAAAAGACUACUUUUGUUACCUGGGUUAUUAUAAAAUUCUAUUACUGUAGGACAGGAGAAAAGAAUAAUAUUUAUAAAAUAUGAAAUUGUUUAAUAAUCGACAUUGCAUGCACAAAAUCUCUUUAGUCCUAUUGCGUAAGACAAAAUAUUGCAUAGAGAUUUGAGCUUAUUAGAAACAAUAUCGCAAAAGUUUAACAUUCUUCAUUGUAAAGUUAAUAAAUUUAUUUCUCAAA